Molecule: messenger RNA, 1722 nt
Organism: Colletotrichum aenigma
Lineage: Eukaryota; Fungi; Ascomycota; Sordariomycetes; Glomerellales; Glomerellaceae
Gene: mlcE-2
Product: Efflux pump mlcE
Exons: 6
Coding region: 1-1722 (573 amino acids)
Biological process (GO): transmembrane transport
Molecular function (GO): transmembrane transporter activity
Source: RefSeq, a predicted model, not a curated record
AUGGAUCGACCUGUUUCGCGCGGCUCCGUCAAGGAGCAAGGCUUGAGGGAUGGUUCUGCCGCAGAUACGUCACUGAACGAGAAGAACUCGACAACUAUUUCACCGCAUCCGUCUCAUGAACAGGUCACAGAAAUGAAGGAUGACGGGGGAAGCACGACAGCCGAUGGCAGUGACGAGGCGCCAAAGGACGAGGAGUACAUCACCGGCAUCAAGUUAUUGCUUGUUCUUGCUGCGUUGACAGGGACUACGUUUUUGAUUUUGCUGGAUAUGUCCAUCGUCGUCACAGCUGUGCCGCAAAUCACUACAACAUUCAACUCCCUCGCCGAUGUAGGCUGGUACGGCGCAGCAUACAACCUGUGCAGCGCUGCGCUACAACCCUUCGCGGGAAAGCUCUACACGCACCUCCGCUCAAAAUGGAUCUACCUCUCCUGCCUAUUCCUCUUUGAACUCGGCUCCCUGAUCUGCGGCGUCGCCAAAUCAUCCAACAUGCUCAUCGUCGGGCGUGCCGUCUCUGGCAUGGGCUCCGCAGGUCUCUACAACGGCGCGUUGACCAUCAUCGGGAACACGGUGCCCUUGGCAAAAAGGCCCAUGAUCAUUGGAAUCUUGAUCGGACUCGCCAACAUGGGACUCGUGAUCGGGCCCCUGGUCGGAGGCGCCUUGACGGAGUACUCUACCUGGCGGUGGUGUUUCUACCUCAACCUCCCCAUCGGCGGCGUCGUCGCCGUUCUCCUCGCCCUCAUCCACAUCCCCGACAGAAUCUCCGCCCCACUUCCCCUGCUCGAAGUCCCCCGUCACCUUGAUCUGCCCGGGUGUGUUCUCUUCAUCCCAUCAGCACUCAUGCUCCUCCUCGCGUUGCAAUUCGGUGGCAAUGACUACGCGUGGAACUCCUCCGUCGUCAUCGGCCUCUUCGUGGGUUCUGGCGUCAUGGCCAUCCUCUUCGUUCUCUGGGAGCAUCACGUCGGAGAUGAAAAGGCGAUGAUACCGCUGGGGAUGCUCAAGAAGCGCGUCGUCUGCACGAGUGCGCUGGUGGGCGGGAUCAACAUGAGUGUCACAUUGGUGGGAAGCUAUUACCUGCCGAUGUACUUCCAGAGUGUCAAGGGGGAGACUCCGUUCAAGGGUGGUGUGGAUUACUUGCCUACGAUCUUGGCGCAGCUGAUUUCUGCCGUAACUUCUGGUGCUCUUGUUGGGCGGAUGGGAUACUAUCUUCCAUGGGUUUUCAUCGGCGCCGGCCUUUCUGCGGUUGGAAGCGGACUCAUCUCGACUUGGGUGCCUACGACAGCAACCGGUAUCUGGAUCGGAUACCAGAUCAUUCUCGGUAUUGGCCGUGGCUCAAGCAUGCAAAUGCACAUCAUCGCAAUCCAAGCCAACCUGCCACCCUCAUUGCUAUCCGUCUCGAUGGCGACGCUGGUAUUCGCUCAAACGCUCAGCGGCGCAGUCUUCCUCACUUUUGCCGAGCUCAUCUUCACUGAAGGGCUGGGCAAGAACCUGGAAAAGUACGCGCCUUCAGUCAACGCUAAGACGAUCUUGGCUGCUGGAGGCACAGGGUUCAGGGAGGUUGUUAGUGCUAGCGAGCUUCCUGGUGUGGUGAUGGCGUAUUCUAAAAGCAUCAGCGAGGUGUUUUAUCUGUGUGUUGCGCUGUCGGGUUGUGUCUUUAUCCUGGGAUGGGGCAUGGGCUGGGUUGAUAUUCGACAGAAGAAGUCGGAGAAGAAAGGGGACGUGUGA